This is a messenger RNA of Drosophila virilis, 3195 nucleotides long. RefSeq names its product Chitin deacetylase-like 9 (gene Cda9). Gene Ontology annotation, biological process: carbohydrate metabolic process. Lineage: Eukaryota; Metazoa; Arthropoda; Insecta; Diptera; Drosophilidae. The record is from RefSeq and is a predicted model, not a curated record. Gene Ontology annotation, molecular function: hydrolase activity, acting on carbon-nitrogen (but not peptide) bonds.
ACCAGCAAACUCCGCAACCUUCAAUUCCCAUAGCCGCUGCCAUCCUCAGUGGCCCAACCACUUUCUAGUUUUUGUUGUGGUGCGGCUCAGACGUGCGUGAGCUGCCCCGUGUUAGAUCUUUGGCACGCAUAUGAGCUACAUUCGUAUUAGUGGUAAAAUUUGCAUUUUAAAGCAGUUUGUGCCACGUGAGAUGCUUGUGUGUGCCCCGUGUGCCCUGCGUCUCAAUUUUCACUUUGAUUUCACGCACUGACGCGCCAGCAACUAAUGAGACACAUAGACACAUAGAGAGAGAGAGAGAGAGACAGGGAGGGAGAAAGAAUUGUAAACAGAAAACAUUGCAGAAAAAUUGCAGCCGCAUUCAGUUAUGAGUUGCAAAGAUUCAUCUUCAUUCAUGCGGGCUGUCAAUCAAAUUUCAAUCAACUCUUUGGGUCUCAAGCUGCCCUCAAUCUUGAUUAUUAUGAGUGCCUGUCGAAGGGCGGACCAGCGGGCAGGGGCCACAUUUGACACAUUGCGCAUACGUCACAUGGGCGCAGGCUUCAAACUCACUCAAACAUGUUGCGUUGCCGUUGCCCCUACAACUCCAACAUCGAACUGCGAGCGGUGCUGGGUGGUGGGUAGGUGGUUUUGCAGUUGGAGUUUGCGUUGGCUGUCGCUCACUUCCGCUUGGAGCCGAGAGUUUUUCGUUGCCGUUCUCGGCUUUUGGUUUUGCUGUCGGCCUGACGUUUGCCGCCUGUUGGUUGGCUGGGCUUUGUAAUACAUGGGGCACCUACCCCUGCCGGCAACGCCCCGGAACGUGACCAAAAUGAAUUGUAGGCGUGCACCAUGUCAGUCGGCGGAAGCGUGCCAAGAAAUCCGCAUUGCUGCAGUAACUGCCGCUCCUGCUGCUGCUGCAGUUCACCCAGCGGCCCAGCUGCAGCUGCGUUUAAGAUGAAUUCCGUCAAUUUCAGUCGUUUUGUCUAUUGACAUUUGCCUGUUCGGAUUUGGCAUUCUGAUUGGCCGUCGCUUAGGGACAACCUGGGUGCAGAAUGCGGGCGGGCGGCACUGAGUUUCCUGGCUGGAUAGCACUUCAUAGCCAUUUCUGGCUUUGUUUUAAGGACUUCUGUCGUGCCACAAAAGUUUGAAGCACUUGUUUACGAUUUCAAGUGCAUUUGUUGGGCCCGUCAUAAUUUCGAGCCUGCAAUUGCUUCGAUUUGCUCCUACCACUCCCUGCGGCAGCCAAAAGUUUUCCACUCAAGUCACUGACGCAAAUCUCAGCUGUUAAGUUCUUCACUUUGGUUAUGCUAAUGAGGCAACUUUUGUCCUUGUUCGCACAGGUCCAAUGCGCAAAAACGAUUCCAAAAAUUAUCAGCUUGUAUGUAGUUGGAGCAUGGUCUUCUUGUACAUCAAGUCCUUAAGUACACUCAAAUGGCUUGAGCUUCUUUAAAUUUUAUGUAAUUCUAAAUAAAAGUAGCCUAUUUCCCUUUGGAAUAAUUAGUAGAUUGAACCUAUACAAUAGGCUUCUAGCCUAUGAAGGAGACUUAAUUUACUUUACCAUAUAAAAUACUCUUGUAAAUAAUAAACUUUCAUGAAUGAACAACAAAAGAAAAAGGAUCUACUGCCAGCUCUUCUUUAAAGGAAAGUUUCUUCACAAUGGAAAGUUUACUGUAAAAAGUUGUUUACUUUGGUCGAGCAGUUUUUAAUAAGUCUUUACACACGCCAUAUGCGAAACAUUUCCGAAAUAACCAAAACCUACCUAUGUAUGUACCUCAUUACAUAGGCACACCUAUUGGUAAAAGCCUCAGCCAUGUUCAACAAGCAAAUCAUAUUUUCAGCCAUAUCUCGAUAAGAUAUUAUCUUCCAUACAACAUGUUAUAAAAGCCGGAGCACACAGCCCAAGUUCUGUGAAUCAGUUGGCAGACGUUGGAAACGUUUACCCAGCAUGAAAUACGCGACUCUAUUACUGAUCGGGCUGUUGUUGGCCACAGCUCUGCUCAGCGAGGCUCAGAAGCAGGCUGGCAAAACGAAAAACAAGUCCAAGUCGAAGAACAAGGAGAAGACAACAGUACCGCCACAGCUGGAGAGGCAGGCGCUUUUAAAGGCUGAGCCCUGCUCGGCGGCCAAGUGCAAGUUGCCCGAAUGCCGUUGUUCGGAUGCGAUAUUGCCAAGACCUAAAUUCAAGGGCAAGGAGCAUGAGAUACCACAGUUCGUUACAAUCACCUUUGAUGAUGCCGUAAAUGCUGUGAACUAUGCCCAAUAUGAGCUACUCUUCGAUGGUCUGAGCAAUCCCGAUGGCUGUGCGGCAACGGGCACCUUCUUUCUAUCGCACGAGUACACGGAUUACGUGCGAGUGAAUGCAUUGUACAAUGCGGGUCACGAGAUUGCCCUGCACUCGGUGACCCAUGGCGACGGCACUGAUUAUUGGCGCGAUGCGGACGUUGAGACUAUUGAACGUGAGUUCGGAGCCCAGCUGCAGAUGCUGGAGACGUUCGCCAAGGUGAAUGCGAAGCAUGUUCAGGGCAUCCGGCUGCCCUUCCUGCAGAUUUCCGGUAACAACUCCUUUGAGGCAGUCAAGAAUCUGGGCCUGACCUAUGACAGCUCCUGGCCGACGCAACAGCACAAGGAACCGGCUAUGUGGCCCUACACCUUGGACUACCUGUCCAUACAGGACUGUCAGAUCGGUCCAUGUCCGGAUGCUGCGUUGCCCGGCGUUUGGGUUAAUCCCAUGGUUACGUGGACGGACACUGAGGGCUACAGCUGCUCCAUGAUCGAUGCCUGCGCCUAUCCGCCCGCAGACGAUGUGGAUGCAUUGUUCGAGUGGAUGCUGGAGAACUUUAAUCGCCACUACAAGGGCAAUCGGGCGCCAUUCGGCAUGUAUCUGCAUGCAGCUUGGUUUGCACGGGGCCGCAACUACUUUGCUGCCUUCAAGAAAUUCAUGCAUCAUUUAUCAACCUAUCCGGAUGUGUACAUGACGGGCGUAUCGCGCAUGUUGGAGUAUGUGAAAAAACCGGUGCUGGGUCAGCCCUUCAAGAGCUGCGAGAAGAAGCCCAACACCAGUUGCCAGCCGGUGCACUGCAAUGUCCAGAAGGUAUCCACGGGCGAGACGCGCUACAUGAGCGUCUGCGACAAGUGCCCAAUUGUCUAUCCCUGGUUGGAUAAUCCAUUGGGCCAGGAUAUGUAAAUGUUGCACACCCAAUAAACACAGCACGAUAUAAUGAA